This is a messenger RNA of Cyprinus carpio (common carp), 2840 nucleotides long. RefSeq names its product cell growth regulator with RING finger domain protein 1. The record is from RefSeq and is a predicted model, not a curated record. Gene Ontology annotation, biological process: negative regulation of cell growth. Lineage: Eukaryota; Metazoa; Chordata; Actinopteri; Cypriniformes; Cyprinidae.
CAUAAUGUUCAGUAUCUUCGUUUGAACGAAUGUGCAUUUUUAAAUAAAUAAAAAAUGACGCUGCAAUUACGUGAUGGCGUAAACAAAACAUUUUUCACCGGAUCAUUGAAGCGAUUUGUUUGAAAGAGCCGAUUCUCGGAAUGAAUCGGACUUCUCUUCACUAUCUUUCUCUAACGCUCCUCCCUAUGCGUGACUGUAGGAGUCAUGUGCGGGUUUGGUCCUCUGGGCCACCGUAGCGGCUGUCACACCCGGAAGUUUACGUUAGUGAACCUCGAAGGGUGACAGCACAAUGCCAGACUGCACAGGAUACAGCACUUAAAAAGAAAAAAUAAUAAUAUUACACGUACCGGCAUUUAUGCGCACUGCAUUAAUGUAACAUUUUAAGCAUGGCUGCGGAGUUUUUAGUGAUGCUGUAUGAGUAUUCUCCUCUCUUUUACAUUACUGUCAUAGCAGUAUGUUUCAUCAUCACCGUGGCUGUUGUGUUGGGCUGGUUUGGAUUUGAUGUCCCAGUCAUUUUGCGCAGUUCAGAUGAGACUGAAUCUCUAAUAGCUGUCAGUGAGAGGAGGAUGGUGCAGGUGACCAAUCCCUUGGCUUUGGAGAUGGGCUCCACGGCUGCUGGGACAGUAACUGGGGGGGUGAGUUUGCGGCCGUAUUGUCUUGAAGACUGCAUCCUGAGCUGUUUUUGGGGUUGUGGGGUCCAGGCUCUCCAGACGGCCCUUCAGAGUCACCAGCACGGGCUCCGGCUCCGCACACCAGAGCAGUUUCAAGAGGCUCUGGAAUUAAACUACCAUCACCAUCAAAGCUUCAAUAUACAUAAAGAAGAAAAAGAAGAAUGCUUCACCCUGAUCCCGCCAGAUCUCGGAGUGACCCAUUUUGGGUUGCUCCCCCGGGAUCGAUACCCCUUGGUGGCUGUGCUGACACUUGCCAAUCCAGAAACCAGGGACAACUACAAUAUUGUGGCCAGUGUGACGGUGCUCCACGUUCCUGAUGACAAAUACAGACUCUCUGCGAGAAUCUUGUUUCAGUAUCUUCUCACGGCACAUGGGAAUUUGUACGAUCUGAAGCCUCUCUUCAUGUCAGCAGACAACAGCAACUUGUCUGGAACCACAGAGCCUUCAACUAGCACACAAGGGGCGGAGCCACAGCCCGAAAGGCCAGGUGAGAAGUGGGAGGAGUCUGAUACAGAAGGGGAGUGGCCUGAUGUCCAAGGCAAGGACUGUGUGGUGUGUCAAAACGCACCGAUAAACAGAGUGCUGUUGCCAUGCAGACAUGCAUGCGUAUGUGACGGCUGUGUGUGCCACUUCCAGCACUGUCCGAUCUGCCGGGCGUUUGUCCUUGAAUCUUUUGCUCUUGCUAACCAGCAAGUUCGUGAUGAGGAAGAGGAGGAGGACUUAGAAGACUAAACUCAGUAUUAAAAGCAAGCCUUUGCUAGAAAGGCUAAACUCGAAAAGGAAACACAGCAUCUUUAAGAUAAAGAGAAGUAUGGACACUUCUAGAAUGAUGUCAGUUUUAGGCUUUUGAAGUUGAGUGUGUUUGUAAGAUUUGUUUAAUAUAGAGAUUUUAAGUUGAAUAGAAUAUUUAUUUAUUUUUGUCAAUAUAUUGGUUUAACUAACAAAUAUAUGUUUCUGAAGGAAUCAUUGUGGCGUUUUCAAGAGAUAUUGUGGAAGCAACAUGGGAGUUUAUCAUAUUUCUUUAAUCAUUGACUUUAAUGAUGUGGAAAAGCAGGCCAGGCACACACAGUUUAUAUAACUGAUCACACAGAUUUCUACACAGAAGUCUACACUUGGCCAACAGGUAAAUAUUUUUUUUAAUCAAACUGGGGCUAAACAAUGCAUUAACUGAAAUGCUGAAGUCACUUGAUGGUAGUAAUGGAAAUGCAUCAUCAGAAUGCUUUAAAAUAUUGAUAAAAAAAAAAAAAAAAAACUAUUUCUGUAACAAAAAAAAAAAAAAAAACAACAAAAAAAGAAGUGUUGUGUCCAUGGACAGUACUGAGUACUGACCGAAAACCCUCACAUUUAUACUUUGCACAAAAAAUGUGGUUUUAUACAGGCUUGUAGUCGAGUUUGGACUCCAGCUUCUUGGAGUCUGCCACCUUUCUCACAGCUUUCAUGAAAUCCUCCUGAGUCACGUACUCGUGAUCGGCACGGAUGGCAAACAUACCUGUUGGAUAAUAAGGAGGAGAGCUCAUACAAUACUAUAGGAAUUCUAGAGGCUCAAAGUUUCAAGGUCUAGCUGGUCAGCGUCAUGCUAUUAGACCAUCAUUGAACUGUAACUGUAAAGGGACUAAUGUAAUGUGGUAUAAAUGUAAUUUAAUUACUAUGUUCAGAUGAGUGACUGUUCAGUGUGUGCUUUUGUUGUGCUUUAUUACAGUGGGCGAAUUUUAGAAUGUUCAUGUUUUAACAAUUAUUUUGCACAUGAAGUUUAUUCUACAUAAAAACAUAUACUAUAGUGGUUUUCAUAGCCUUCAACUGACACACUGUAUGAAGGAAAACAUUGGACAUGAAAGUAGCAAAACUUUUUAAAAUAAAAUACUCAAAAUAAACAGACUUUUAUCUGAUUAAUCAAAGACAAUUAAACAGUUCAGCCUAAUUAUUACCAUUGUGCACAUUUAUAGUUUUUAAAUCAACAGCAGAUUUAAAUUUUUGGGCAAACUAUUCCUUUAAUGUUUCUUAAGGGCUCCUUGAUUUGCACAUCGCAAUGCAUGUAACAUUUCUUACCAGCUUCAGUGCACACAUUCCUCAAAUCAGCUCCGUUGAAACCGUCUGAAAGCUUGACGAUGGCCUCAUAAUCUGGAGACGAAAGGAAAUAUGAUGAGAGAGGAAAAAGAAGGAUUUUAAAAA